Acanthosepion pharaonis is the source of this 2835-nucleotide messenger RNA. The record is from the annotation of a GenBank genome assembly. NCBI's taxonomy places the organism in Eukaryota, Metazoa, Mollusca, Cephalopoda, Sepiida, Sepiidae.
AUGCCGAUCCGAUCGAAAUACUUCGCUCCGAUAAAAAUAAAUGAUUUUACAUGGAUCGGAGAAGAAACCCUUGUAGAUAACAGACGUAUCAAGGCAAAACAUUAUCAAUCAUUCAAAUUUAAUGGGGUGAAAUACAAAAUUGGUGAUUAUGUAUAUAUUGCUAAUGAAAACAGUGGUGAGGAUGACACAGACAUGGCACACGUUGCUCAAAUUAAGGAUCUUUUUGACAAAUCGAAAGGUACUCUCAGAGGUACCAGGCAUAUUGCUGUUGUUGUAUGGUUCUGGAGAAAGCAAGAACUGCCAUCACAUUUGAUAAAAAAAUACAAUCUAAAAAUGGCCCCAAAUGAGUUGUUGUUAAACACCGCAACGAGUCUUGAUGCAGAUAUUGAUAUUGAGACAAUAAUUGGGAAAUGCAAGAUCCAGUAUUGCAAGGUUGAGGAAUUAAAAUACUCUAGCAAAGUUUCUCACUUAAAUGAAGUGUACCAGGUUGCUCGAACAUGUGAUGGCCGUUCCAUUAGAGAGCUGGCUGUCCAAUCUGAGGGCAAGAACAGGUUGAAGACCAAAGGUUUGACACCAAAAGUCCAGGUAGAUUCUGAUUCUGAGAGUUCUGUUGUUGAAUCUGAUACCAAAAACCGAUAUUGUACUCCUUCCAGAAAAUUAAAGGAAAGUAAAGUCCAUCAGUCUCCAGUUGUCCCAUUCCAAGGAAGCAUUUUAAAGAAAGGAGAACCAAAAUCAGUUCGGACAGUAGAGAGUAAAAAAUCUCAGAAAUUCAAGUGUGCACAAGUAGUAGACAUGCUGGAUGAUGUUGACUCAGACAGCAUGUCAGUCUUGUCUGAAAUGUCUGAAACUUCCCAGUCUUCAAUGGAGACAUCCAAUCGGCUGACAUCAGCUAAGAAACAAAAGGUGGUUCAGAGUGGCAGAAGAACCCCCAAGUUGACAGAUUCUUUUUCUACGAGAGGGAAUCAAAAGGCAGCAGAAGCAGCUCAAAAUCAGCCAAAAAGCGUUCGCCGAGGGCUUGUUGAUGAAUUCGAGAAUGUGAAAAUUAAGGCAGAGAAAACAAAAAAGAUAAAGAGGCAAGUUGACAUCUCAGAAGUUGUCAGUUUACUGGAUAUGGACAGCUCUGGAGGUGAAGGAGACAACACAGAUUCUGAUGAUACUAUUUCCAGUUCCAAGAGGAAACCUACCAAAUCAAAAAAAGAAGUCUCUAAAAAGAAAGACUCCAAAAGCAAGCGUCAAACACCAAAACCCAAAGAUGGUGAAAGUGACAGUGACUUAGAAUGUGAGCCUGAGACAAGGAAGCGAUCAAUUCGAAGCAAAUGUGAUUCGAAUAAAGAUGUGGCAUCAAAAAGUCAGAAAAGUCAGAAAGUAAAACUUCCAGAAAGUGAUCAUGAAAUGACAUUCAGCCUUUCUAAAAGAAAAUUGCGAAAAUCUCCAGUGAAGAAGCAGGCGGUAACGUCUGCAAAGAAAUCCAAGCAGCAAAAAUAUGCAUCAGAGUCCAGUUCAGCAUACACCACUGAAACUUCGGAAGAAGAGGAGGAGGAUGAUGAUUUUGUUCCUCAGAAGAAAAAGAAAAUAACAACAUCCAAGACACCUGUGAAUAAGAAGUCUACCAAAGAUACAACCAAGACACCAAAAUCAUCAAAAAAAUCAUCCAAGGUGGGAACUCCAUGUAUUCCGGAACGAAAGACACAAGCACACAAAAGAGAGGAUCUGUUUGAGAUUGCCAGAUCCAGACUCCAUGUUUCCGCAGUUCCAGAGACUCUGCCUUGUCGAGAAAAUGAAUUCUCAGAUAUUUAUUCUUUUGUUGAGAGUAAGAUUCUAGAUGGAACUGGAGGUUGCAUGUAUAUAUCAGGUGUGCCAGGGACUGGAAAAACAGCAACAGUCCUGGAAGUGCUUCGUACCUUGAAGCAAUCUGCUGAGGAUGGAGAUAUUGGAUCAUUCCGAUACAUUGAGUUGAAUGGAAUGAAACUGACUGAACCUCACCAAGCCUAUGUGCAAAUUCUCCUGCAACUGACAGGACAGAAAGCCACAGCAGAUCAUGCUGCUGAACUUCUGCAGAAAAGGUUCAGUGGUAUGGCACCACGAAGAGAAACAGUUGUUCUGCUUGUGGAUGAGCUUGAUCUGCUGUGGACACGGAAACAGGAUGUAAUGUACAAUAUAUUUGACUGGCCCACAAAGCCUCAUGCUCGUCUUGUGGUGUUAGCUGUGGCAAACACAAUGGAUUUACCAGAAAGAAUUAUGAUGAGCAGAGUGUCAAGUCGAUUGGGUUUAACACGAAUGACAUUCCAGCCAUAUACAUUCAAGCAGCUUCAAGAAAUUGUUUUCUCUCGCUUGAAAGGACUUCAAGCAUUUGAUGAAGAUGCAAUCCAACUUGCUGCACGAAAGGUUGCUGCUGUUUCAGGUGAUGCAAGGAGAGCCUUAGAUAUUUGUCGUAGAGCAACCGAAAUUGUUGAAAGCAGCAGUUGUGGAAACAAAAAAAAAGAACUUGUGAAUAUGUCUCAUGUGAACCAAGCUUUGCAAGAGAUGUUCUCAUCAAGUAAAAUUACAGCUAUCAAAUCUGCUUCUGAACAAGAACAAUUAUUCCUGAAGGCUGUAGUUGCUGAAUUUCAACGAUGUGGCCUUGAAGAAGCUGAAUUUUCCAAACUUUACACACAACAUAUUUCUUUAUGCCGAUUUGAAGGACUUCCACCACCAACAUUUUCUGAAUUAUUCUCUAUUUGCUCUUCUCUUGGCACAUUGAGAAUUUUACUCACAGAACAUGGUCGAACAGAUUUACAGAUGAGAGUUCGGCUUAACGUUAGUCAAGAUGACAUUUUAUUUGCUCUGAAAGAGUAA